AAUUACUAAAUGUUUUUUUAGAAUUUAAAUAGUCUUAUUAAAAUUAUAAGUCCUCAUAAUUAUCAUCAGUGUCCUCUAACCGUUGAAAAUGUUAAGCUACGUGGACAUCCAUUUAACGUACACGAUUCCCGCUGUUGGCGUGUUAACGCUAAUAACACUGCCGUUCAUCAAUCGCUGGGAAAUGUCUAAGAUUGCAUUCAUAAGCGCCGUAGCACUCGUCUUUACGACGCCGUGUUACAACUACAAUAUCGUCAACGGGGCCAGGUCGUAUUCGCCCGGACGAGUKUCGGCGUUCGUGGGCAACGUACCCGUCGAAGAGUACAUGUCAGUCGUCCUACACAUCGUGCUGACAUCGCUGUGGGCCGUGCUUUGUCUCCGGUGGAGGCUGCCGUUUUUGAAUUUCAACCACGACAAACGCACUUACCAGUUGAUCCGAUGGGUGCCGAUCCUAUUCCUCAGCGUGGCCACGGCCAUAGGUUACGGAAUGGCCAUACCGGGACGGAAAACGUUCUACUCGGGAAACAUUCUGUGUUGGACGUCCCCCGUGAUAAUGGCCAUGUGGUACGGCGCCGGAAAUUAUUUCGUGAAAAACAUAGGACUGUCGUCCGCGGCAAUCGCGAUUCCGACGUCGUAUCUGUUGUGGGUGAACCGGAUAGCGCUGAAGGAGGACGUGUGGCAUCURAAUAACGCGACAAGUUUGAACGUGACCGUGGCCAGGGGUUUGCCACUGGAAGAAGCGCUGUUUACGUUUAUAACGACCGCGAUGAUCGUGUUAGCGAGCACUUGUUACGACAAAGCGUACGGCAUGAUCGUCACGUUUUCGUUGAUUUACCAACAUCAGUUUAGUAUAAGUUGGAAAUUCAUUUAUCAAAUGUUUGAGGCGUUCGCGACAUCGGAAUAUUCAAUGCCGUCCAUUGUCACUGAAGAUUUAAAGAAGUGUAUCAAAGUAUUAGAUAAUUCAAAUAUAUUCGGCACUUCAAUUUAUUUGUUUCAUAUUGGAAUUCGGUUGGAUCUUAUUAUAGUUUAUGCGCUUGGUCGUAUUACGGAUAACGUGGUUGAUGAUACAUCGGCAUCAAACGCUGAAAAUUUAAAACUAAAAUUAAAUCUCUAUUACAAAUUCGUCAGAGAACAAUUUGCUGACAGAAAAYCAGAUUAUGAUGUUAAAUCAAGACCACAUGAAGUGGACGUCGAUUGGACUCAAUACGAAUCGGUACUGCCUGACGUCGAACUAGCUAGUUUUCGGGCAUUGGCUAGAAUCGCAUUUUUUUUGCCUCGUAAGCCAUUCGAAGAGGUACUUGCAGGCUUUGAGUUAGAUAUAGGUGGUACGUUAUAUCGGGAUGAAAAUGAUUUACUAAGAUUUUGCAAUAACGUUGCUGGAAGUUUUGGUGCGUUAUGUGUUUAUAUCAUCAUGUACAGAUACAACAUUGACAAAUACGAAUUUCUUGAAAAGGAUGAUUUUUUGAUUAAAAAGUCUUAUCAAAUARGAAACGGUUUACAAUUCGUAAAUAUUGCCAGGGAUCUCAUCAAUGACAGCGAGAAGUUGGGUCGUUGCUAUUUUCCUACUAAAUAUAUGGAUGACGAAGUCGAAGAAGUGAGGAUAUUGUGCAAAGAAAAGAAUCCUAGGUCACUGGGAAAUAAAAAGUUGCUAAGAUACGCUAACGCAAUGAUUAAGAUAGCCAACAAGCAUCAAUUUGAAGCUGUGGAUGGUAUUAAAUGUUUGCCGCGAGAAAUUAGAGGUUUAAUUCUAACAUCAAUUGAAAUUUAUCGAGGCCUUAUUUAUUCCAUACAAUCCAGCCCAUCAUUUCCAAACAAAGCAAAAUUAUCAAAAUUAGAUAAAUUUAUGAUAAUACUCAAAGGACUUUACAUAAAAAGCAUGCAGUACAUGGUAUAAGUUGAUUUUUAAAUAUGAAAUGCAUCAUAAUAAUUUAUUUUAGUUAUCUAUGGAGCUAUUAAUACAAGAAUAUUAUAGUUUCUCCAGCAUUAUAGAAACAUUUAACUCACUUAGUAAUUCUUAAUUAUGUAGAAUGAGU
Molecule: messenger RNA, 2030 nt
Organism: Diuraphis noxia (Russian wheat aphid)
Lineage: Eukaryota; Metazoa; Arthropoda; Insecta; Hemiptera; Aphididae
Biological process (GO): biosynthetic process
Molecular function (GO): intramolecular lyase activity
Source: RefSeq, a predicted model, not a curated record